Messenger RNA from Solanum stenotomum, 803 nucleotides. Its product is annotated as probable acyl-activating enzyme 17, peroxisomal. The transcript is spliced from 5 exons. The coding region runs from base 23 to 796 and encodes 257 amino acids. Lineage: Eukaryota; Viridiplantae; Streptophyta; Magnoliopsida; Solanales; Solanaceae. The record is from RefSeq and is a predicted model, not a curated record.
AUUUUUCUAGCUUAAUUUAAUUAUGUAUGAUGGCAGUCACUUUGCCUCCACCGGUGAAGCAUCUGGUGUGGAUGAAUCCCUUUGGUUGAUGGGAAGAGCUCAUUACAAUCCUGUAAUAGAGAUCUGUGGCGGGACAGAAAUUGGUGGUGGAUUCAUUGCUGGUUCGUUGUUGCAACCACAAUCUUUAUCUGCUUUUAGCACAGCAGCUAUGGGUUGUAGUCUAUUUAUUCUUGGUGAAGAUGGGUCUCCUAGACCAUUUGAUUCUCCUGGGAUUGGUGAAUUGGCCCUUGGUCCCCUUCUAUUUGGGGCAUCAAGCACAUUGUUGAAUGCUGACCACUAUGGUGUAUACUACAAAGGAAUGCCUGUUUGGAAUGGAAAGGUUCUUAGAAGACAUGGAGAUGUAUUUGAGCGUACUUCUAGAGGUUAUUACCGUGCACAUGGCCGUGCAGAUGACACCAUGAAUCUGGGGGGUAUAAAGGUAAGUUCGGUGGAGAUUGAGAAAGUUUGUAAUGCAGUUGAUGAAAGUAUCCUCGAGACAGCAGCCGUUGGGGUGCCACCACCUGGAGGUGGCCCUGAUAAGUUAGUUAUCGCCGUUGUAUUUAAGGAUUCUAAGGGGUCAAAGGACAAUUUGAAUUCAUUGAAAGUUUCUCUCAACUCAGCUUUGCAGAAGAAAUUGAAUCCUCUAUUCAAGGUUUCACAUAUAGUAGCCCUCCCUUCACUUCCAAGAACAGCAACAAAUAAAGUGAUGAGAAGAGUAUUGAGACAGCAAUUUUCUCAAGUUGGCUCUAGACUGUGACCUAUGU